Corylus avellana is the source of this 1171-nucleotide messenger RNA. It is a transcript of the gene CXIP2, whose product is annotated as CAX-interacting protein 2. Lineage: Eukaryota; Viridiplantae; Streptophyta; Magnoliopsida; Fagales; Betulaceae. Gene Ontology annotation, cellular component: mitochondrial matrix. The record is from RefSeq and is a predicted model, not a curated record.
UUAUUAGCACUUGCACCCGUAUUAGCAGUUGAACCCCGAUAGGCUGACCGAGGUUCAAUCGCCAACCUCCGUUCACUCUUCCUCCAUGGCCACAAUCAACUUCUCUCCACUUCGCACUACCCCCUCUCUCUGCUCACGUUCUUCUCGCUCUCCCCAAAACGCCCCUAAACUUUCACUCUAUUCACACCCCAGACCCUCCCGCACUUUCCCUUCCAUUUCUUUGAAAUCCAACAGCACAGCUAAACCUCGCGCCUUAACAAUCACUUUCGCUCACAAGAACCUAUCGGAAACAGAGCUAGUCUCCGUGCCGCCGGAAGCAGAGGAUGUCGCCGGAAAGUUUCCGUCAUAUGCCGGCGUUUACGCCGUUUACGACCAGAACGACGAGCUUCAGUUCAUUGGCAUAUCACGGGAUAUUGCGGCGAGCGUUACGAUUCACCGGAAAUCGGUUCCGGAGCUCUGCUGCUCCGUCAAGGUCGGGGUAGUGGAUGAUCCUGAAAGAACAGCUCUUACCCAAGCUUGGAAAUCAUGGAUGGAAGAACACAUAAAAGCCACUGGAAAGGUCCCACCAGGCAAUGAAACAGGAAACACCACCUGGGUCCGGCAGCCGCCAAAGAAGAAGGCUGAUCUUCGGCUGACACCUGGCCGUCAUGUCGAACUCACGGUCCCUUUGGAGGAACUCAUCGAUAAGUUGGUAAAGGAGAGCAAGGUGGUAGCCUUUAUCAAGGGCUCAAGAAGUGCACCGCUUUGUGGAUUCUCGCAGAGGGUGGUUGGCAUCCUUGAAAGCGAGGGGGUGAAUUAUGAAACUGUUGAUGUCCUGGAUGAAGAGUAUAAUUAUGGAUUAAGGGAGACACUGAAGAAGUAUAGUAACUGGCCCACAUUCCCGCAGAUCUUUGUGAAUGGUGAAUUGGUUGGGGGUUGCGAUAUUCUGACAUCCAUGUAUGAGAAGGGUGAACUUGCUAGUUUGUUCAAGAAGUAAUUGCUCAAGUCUCUCGGCAAUUGGUCUUCUUGUAGAAGGGGAUAGUGUAGAAGAACAAGUCUCUCGGCAUGGAACCAUGUAUGCGGUAGUUGAGGUCAGUGUCUGUUUAAUUGUACUAAACAAUUUGGCGUAUCUCAGGCACAAACAAUAAAAUCUUUGAUGCAAAAAUAAAGGCUUUAUCAGUUUCCCACGACA